UAUUUGUUCAAGACCCACAUGUGCCCAGAAUGUAAGCGCUGCUUCAAGAAGCGGACCCACUUGGUAGAACAUCUUCACCUCCACUUCCCAGACCCCAGGCUGCAGUGCCCAAAUUGUCAGAAAUUCUUCACUAGCAAGAGCAAACUGAAGAUCCACAUGAUGCGUGAAACCGGAGAGAAAACCCAUUGCUGUCCAUUGUGCCACUACAGCUCAGUUGAGAAGAAUGCCCUCAACAGGCACAUGGCCAGCAUGCACGAGGGCAUCUCCAAUUUCUAUUCAGACGUAUACUCUUGUCCUGUGUGCAAAGAGAAGUUUAAACUAAGCCAGACCCUCAAGGAACAUCUGAAGACCCACAAGACAGAGCCCAAGCAAUUGAGCUGCUUUCAGGCCGGCUGCAGUUACGCCACGGAAGAUCGCAAGGAGUUUCUGAGGCACGUCAAGGAGGUUCACGGCAUUAAAGCAGUGGAGUGCAAGUAUUAUGCCUGCUCUCUGCUUUUCCCCUCGACGGAGAUUAUGGAGACCCAUCGUAAAACCCAUUAUGCCUUCCAUUGCCAACAGUGUGACUUUAUUUGUUCCAACAAGCAUGUCUUCCGCAAGCAUAAAAAGCAAGGCCACCCAGGGAAUGAGGAACUCCAGUGCAGCUUCUGCCCCUUUGCCACGUUUAACUCGGUGGAAUUCCACGAUCACGUUGGCAAGAUGCAUGCCAGUGAGAAGAUCCACAAAUGCACAGAAUGCGGCUUCGCCACCGCACACAAGAGGGUUCUCAUCCGCCAUAUGCUUCUCCAUACAGGAGAGAAGCCUCACAAAUGCCAACUCUGCGACUUCACUUGCCGAGAUGUGAGCUACCUUUCCAAGCACAUGCUGACCCACUCUGACGACAAGAACUACAUGUGCACAGAAUGUGGCUAUGUGACAAAGUGGAAGCACUACUUGAAUGUUCACAUGCGGAAGCACACGGGCGAUCUCAGGUACCAAUGUAACCAGUGUCCCUAUCGUUGCCAUCGGGCUGAUCAACUGAGCAGCCACAAGUUGCGCCAUCAGGGCAAGUCUUUGAUUUGUGAGAUCUGUGGCUUUGCUUGCAAGCGCAAAUACGAGCUGCAGAAGCACAUGAAGUCCUUCACCUGCAAGCAGGUGCGCUGCCUCCGCCAGCACGUCCGCAUCAAGCAUGAAGGUGUGAAGCCUCACAAGUGCCCUUACUGUGAUUUCAGCACCACCCGGCGUUACCGCUUGGAUGCCCACCAGUCCUUGCACACCGGCGUGGGCCGCAUCGCCUGUACUGCUUGUGGCCAGACUUUUGGCACCAAUUCCAAACUGCGCAUUCACCACUUACGUGUCCACGAGAAGAAGCCCACCCACUUCUGCCCAUUCUGUGACUACAGUGGCUAUAUCCAGAAUGACAUCACUCGCCAUGUCAGCAGCUGCCAUCGAGGGGAGCUGAAUUUUGCUUGCUCCCGCUGUGACGCUCGCUUCAGUUCCGAAACAGCCCUGAAGCAACACACCCUGCGACAGCAUGAAGAAAAGAUCUCCUAUGGCUGUCCUCGAUGUGCCUUUGUCUGCCACAGUGAGGCCACCCUCAAGUGCCAUAUCCAGAAGCAGCACCCACAUCUGGAAUGUGCUACCUGUAAGGAGACUCUAACUACUCGGGAAGAGUUGGAAGAGCACAAGAAACUCCACUUCAGUCACCGCUGUGACAUCUGCAGUUUUGCAGCCAAGGAACGGCAGCAGUUAGUGAGCCACUAUUUGGAGGCCCAUGAGCCCUCGGUAGGCGCUGAACCUCCAUUCAAAUGCACGUUCUGUGACUUUGGUUGUCAUCAUCAGCUGGUCUAUGACCAUCACAUGAAAGGCCACGGUGGCACCCGCGUCUAUAAAUGCGCUGACUGUGAAUACACCACCAAGAACAAGCAAAAGAUCACCUGGCAUAUCCGCAUCCAUACUGGGGAGAAACCUUACAAAUGCCACCAGUGCCAGUAUGCCUGUGCCGACCCUUCACGCCUCAAGUAUCAUAUGCGUAUCCAUAAAGAGGAGCGAAAGUAUCUUUGCCCGGAAUGUGGCUACAAGUGCAAGUGGGUGAAUCAGCUGAAGUACCACAUGACAAAGCACACAGAGCUGGGCUGA
Protobothrops mucrosquamatus (brown spotted pit viper) is the source of this 2115-nucleotide messenger RNA. Its product is annotated as zinc finger protein 142-like. The record is from RefSeq and is a predicted model, not a curated record. The coding region runs from base 19 to 2115 and encodes 698 amino acids. The transcript has 6 exons. Gene Ontology annotation, biological process: regulation of gene expression. Gene Ontology annotation, cellular component: nucleus. NCBI's taxonomy places the organism in Eukaryota, Metazoa, Chordata, Lepidosauria, Squamata, Viperidae.